UUCAUAAAUUUUCCACACCGUCAAAUUGUUGUGAUUUCAGCAAAUUUAUUAGUGAACCGUAGUUAAGUGAAUUGUACUUACUCGAGAAAUGAUUGCAUGAACGUAAAUGGAAAAGAAAACAAAAACUUAGUAUGAGUUUUAAAACAGAAAACUCGGAUUCUGUCGUGCACAGCGGCAAUAGAUUUGCUAAGCGAUUGAAAAUAUUAGAAUCGUUAAUAUUUCAAAAAGGAGUAACCAAUGGAUUGCUGACAGCAAAAACUUACUUACAAGAAAAAACCGACAUACUUUCAAAUGUUGAUGGUAAAGCUGUUUCAAUUGAAACACUGUUGGACGCUCUGCUUGUUUUAUACGAUGAAUGCUGCAACUCAUCAUUGAGAAGAGAGAAAACGUUGGCUGAUUUUAUAAAGUUGGUAAAACCAGUGGCUACAUUGUUUAAACAACUACGUUUAUCUAGAGAUGAUUUUGAAACAAUUAAAAUUAUUGGGCGUGGCGCUUUUGGGGAAGUAUGUGUUGUUCGAAUGCUUGCAACGCACCAGAUAUUCGCAAUGAAAACAUUAAACAAAUGGGAAAUGCUUAAACGUGCGGAAACAGCGUGUUUCCGAGAAGAACGCGAUGUUUUAGUGUACGGUGAUAGACAAUGGAUAACAAAUUUGCAUUAUGCUUUCCAGGAUGAUAGCAAUUUGUAUCUUGUAAUGGAUUAUUACUGUGGUGGAGAUUUGUUAACACUUUUAAGCAAAUUUGAAGAUCGGUUGCCCGAGGAUAUGGCGAAAUUUUAUAUUGCUGAGACAAUUUUGGCGAUAGAUAGCAUACAUAAACUCCAAUAUGUACACCGUGACAUAAAACCAGAUAAUUUGGUGCUCGACAUGAAAGGACACAUACGGUUAGCUGAUUUCGGAUCUUGUUUACGAAUCGGGAUGGAUGGAAUGGUCCAAUCAAAUGUAGCCGUGGGUACCCCGGAUUACAUUUCCCCUGAAAUACUUCGAGCAAUGGAAGAUGGUCAGGGUAGAUACGGAGCUGAAUGUGAUUGGUGGUCGCUUGGUGUUUGCAUGUAUGAAAUGUUAUAUGGCGAGACACCAUUUUAUGCCGAGAGUCUUGUUGAAACAUAUGGAAAGAUAAUGAACCAUCAAAACUGUUUCGACUUUCCUGCUGACGAGACUCUUGAUUAUGUUGUAUCAGAAGAAGCAAAAGAUUUGAUGCGGAAGCUCAUUUGUGCACCUGAAAAUCGGUUAGGUCAAAAUGGUACAGACGAUUUUAAAAGUCAUCCUUGGUUUGCUGGAUUAGAUUGGGACAAUCUUAGAUAUAGUCAAGCCCCCUACAUACCUGAAGUGUCAAGUCCAACUGAUACAUCAAAUUUUGAUGUUGAUGACACAGAUAUGCAUCUCUCCGACACUGUGCCACCAGGUGCCAAUAUUGCAUUUUCUGGUCUUCACUUGCCAUUCAUCGGAUUUACUUUUACUCAAUGUAGCUCUUUAUCUGAUUUGGGAAAGGUUGAAAUUAAUUAUAGCCAUACAUUUGUCGACACGGACAAAUCUAUGAAUCCACAAAUAAUGGAUGAAAAAUGUAAUCUCAUUGAAGAAAUAAAUUGUUUAAAACGGAAAAACUAUGAGCUUGAAAACAAAUUGAAAAACUUAGAAAUUAUUGAAAAGGUAACACCCGAAGAUUGCAACAAUACCGCUUAUUUAGCACGGUUGAAAGAAUUGGAACAAGAAUUGAACGAAGUGAAACGGGAAAAAUGUCUCACAUCCAAAGAGUACGGUGAAGCACUGGAUAGAAUAAAAACUCAAGAAUCCGAAUUAAAUGAUGCCAUAUGCCAACGAAAAUUGGCAAUGAUGGAAUACGCAGAAGUUACCGAUAAAUUAUCCGAAUUACGUUCUCAAAAACAAAAAUUAUCACGACAGGUUCGUGAUAAAGAAGAAGAGUUGGAAUCUGUUAUGAAAAAAAUAGACAACUUGCGAAAUGAUCUUCGAAAGGCAGAUAAAAAUCGACGGGAACUUGAGCUACGAGUUGAAGAUGCUAUAACUGACAUGGCUAAAGAAAAAAAACAAAGAGAACGCUCUGAAGAAUAUUGUCGCCAGCUACAGUCAGAAUUACGAAGCAAAAGUAAUACAGAUAUGAACUCCACUUUCCCAGCGAAUGAACCGUUGCGAUACGAAAUUGAAAGAAUUGAGGUACAAUAUUCGGAAAAACUGAAUCAGCAACAAACCCGCUUUAACAUUGAGCUAUCUGAACUGCGAGAGCAGCUUAUGGAAUCCGAGAAGAAUCGGGACUUUUUAAUAAUAGAACUUCAAAAAACUCGUGAAAAAUGCGACUUAAGUAGAUUAGAAUCUCAAAACGACACUGUAGAUACAUUAAGUGAACAGAAAAAAAUGUAUGAGCAAGAGAAGAGUAUAUGGGUGGAAGAAAAAAGAAGAUUAAUAUCAGAAAUGGAAAAUCUCAAAGAAUCUAUAAGACAAUUACAAACAAAGCAAAUAGAAGACCAAAAUAAUUGUGAAGAAUUAAGAACAAAGCGACAAGCUAUAAUACAAUGGGAACGACAAAUGUCCGAAAUUAUACAAUGGGUAUCUGAUGAAAAGGAUGCACGAAGUUACUUACAAGCCUUAGCAACAAAAAUGACUGAGGAGGUUGAAUAUCUAAAACACUCAGGUUCAUUUCAGCAAACCUAUGAAACGAAAAAUUGGCGAAAUAGACGUUCUCAAAAACUCGAUAAGAUGGAGUUAUUAAAUUUACAAAGUUCACUUCAGGCUGAGAUCCAGGCAAAAACGCUUAUUUCGGAAGAACUUAGUAGGACACGAGCAGAAUUAAUUGCAACUCAGAAGGAUUUACGGGAAAGUCGUAACCGUUGUGAUUCUGCCUUAUAUGAGCUUCAUCAUAAGGAAAAUGAAAUCCGUGAUAUUCAAAAAACAUUAGAAACUUCAGAAGGAUUUCUGGAAAGACCUUCUUCGCAAACGUCUUGUAACUAUUUCUUUAAGGAAUCUACAGGAAAUAUUGAAAUUCCGGAUAUUGAUGCUGAUAGCAAUAUUUCGAGGGAUGUUAUGGGUAGUUCAUUUAAUAAUAAUUUGUCACUCGGAAAUUUAAAACAAACUCAAAAUUCCUCUGCAAAUUCAAGUAGUUCGUAUACUAUUCGUUAUCCGCAAAACUCUAAGCUGGAUUCAUUGUAUCCAUAUUAUAUGGUAGAAAAAAAACAUUUUUUAACAACAGACUACAAAAAUGAGCAAGAUAAUAGUGAUUUGGAUGACAUUCACGGCCAUCAUAGUAAGUCAAGUUCUAAAAGCAGCAUUAGUGUUAAACCUCUUGAUUUGCAUCCUACGAAUGUAGCAGCUACAAAAGUACACCAGUUUUUGGUUAGAACUUUCAGCAGCCCAACAAAAUGUAACCACUGUACUUCACUGAUGGUUGGCCUAACCAGACAAGGUGUUGUAUGUGAGUUUUGUGGUUUUGCCUGCCACACUGUUUGUUGUCAGAAAGUUCCUACAAUAUGCCCUGUGCCAAUCGAUCAAACGAAGCGGCCGUUGGGCAUUGACCCAACUCGAGGGAUAGGUACAGCUUAUGAGGGAUAUGUAAAAGUGCCAAAGAUGGGUGUUAUAAAAAGGGGUUGGGUGCGUCAAUUUGUAGUCGUAUGCGAUUUCAAGUUAUUCUUGUACGAUAUAUCAGCGGAAAGAAGUGCUUUGCCCAGCGUGAAUGUUUCACAAGUUCUAGAUAUGAGAGAUCCAGAAUUUGCUGUUGCCAGUGUUCGAGAGAGUGACGUCAUACAUGCUACAAAGAAAGAUGUGCCAUGUAUUUUUAGGAUUAAGACUUCGUUGAUUGAAGGAGGGUCCACGUGUAAUACCCUAAUGUUGGCAGACAAUGAAACAGAGAAGCGAAAAUGGGUAGUUGCCUUAGGUGAAUUACAUCGCAUACUAAAACGCAAUAAUCUCCCGAAUACAGCAAUAUUUAAAGUACAUGAAAUACUAGACAGUUCUCUGACAAUAGUGAGGAGUGCAUUAAGCUCCGUUAUAGUUUACCCUGAUCAGUUUUUAUUGGGAACAGAGGAUGGCUUAUAUUGUAUUAAUCUAGAAGAAUAUGAAAUAAAUCGCAUUGGUGAAAGUAAAAAGAUUAUUCAAAUGUGGUACGUAGAAGAAGAGCACAUUCUAGUCAUUUUGUGCGGUAAACAAAGGCAUAUACGCUUACUUCCCAUAAGAGCUUUGGAAGUAAGCGACGUGGAGUGGAUAAAAGUUUCAGACUCAAAAAAUUGUAUAGCGGCUUGUACCGGCAUCAUUCGUCGAUCUCCGGUCAAUGUUUAUGCGUUUGUCGUAGCAUUGAAGCGUCCAACCAAUCAAACACAAGUGGUGGUGUAUGAGAUAAAUCGAAACCAUUUAAGGCAUCAAAAAAUGUGUGAAUUCACCGUGGCGUAUCCAGUCCAGAGCCUUCAAAUUUUGUCAGACAUUAGGCUUGUUAUCGGUCAUCAAAGCGGCUUCACUGCCUAUUAUUUGCAGGGCGAAGCGACGACUACUUCAUUAAUACAUCCGGAAAAUCAAUUGUGUGCCUUUUUAAAUUAUUCGGGCGUGGAUGCCGUUCGUGUAAUAGAAAUACAGUGUCCCGGAGGAAUAUUCGGAGAAUAUUUAUUGGUGUUUCAAACUUUGGCUAUUUACGUGGAUCUUCAAGGAAGAAAAUCCAGGGAUAGAGAAAUUACAUAUCCAGCUAAUCCAACUCACAUAACUUAUUUGGAUGGACAUUUGCUAGUAUUUUCGGAAACGCAUGUGGACAUUUUUAACACCCAAACCGCAGAUUGGGUUCAGUCAAUUGGACUAAAACGAGCGCAACCGUUAGGACCACAAACAAAUUUCGUUUUGACUUAUAUUAACGAUGCGCCUAUUGUUGUAUAUUUAGCUAACAUACACACAAAAGAACUUAUUCACAUUGGUUCUGCGGAAAAAUCAGGAUCUAAAAAUCCUCGGCGAAGAUUUUCUGUUCGCGAAGUGAAUAAGUCAUUUAAAAGCACAAGCGACAGGAGAUCUAAAAUGAUAUCAGCUCCAACAAAUUUUAAUCACAUUUCACAUAUGGGACCAGGAGACGGAAUUCAAAACCAAAGGCUUUUGGAUCUUCCUACUACUAUAGAAACAGCUGAUCAGAUAAGCAAUCAAUCUUUUAUUAUACGCCAAUCUUCACUUACACCACACGCUACUGCACGCCAAAUGAUAAAUUCACAAAAUGGAAAUCCUCAAAAAGCUCUUACAAUUGAUCAACAGAGAACAAUUGAAUCAGAGCAACACCAAGCACAAGCUCGCUCUCCAAGUCCUGUUUCUAAUUUGAGCUCACCAAAGGAUUCACCGGACAUAAAGUCUUAUUUGCCGUUUUAAGGUCUUAUAAUGUAUUAUUUUUUGUAUUUAUUUAUUUUAUUUUUCAUUAUAAUAAGUUUUACUAUUUUUUUUAAAUAAAUAUGCUCAUACUUAUAUGUAUAUUUAAAACAUGAGGAA
Molecule: messenger RNA, 5453 nt
Organism: Bactrocera dorsalis (oriental fruit fly)
Lineage: Eukaryota; Metazoa; Arthropoda; Insecta; Diptera; Tephritidae
Gene: gek
Product: serine/threonine-protein kinase Genghis Khan
Exons: 17
Coding region: 132-5336 (1734 amino acids)
Biological process (GO): peptidyl-threonine phosphorylation; actomyosin structure organization
Cellular component (GO): cytoskeleton; cytoplasm
Molecular function (GO): ATP binding; protein serine/threonine kinase activity
Source: RefSeq, a predicted model, not a curated record